Molecule: messenger RNA, 1080 nt
Organism: Cercospora beticola
Lineage: Eukaryota; Fungi; Ascomycota; Dothideomycetes; Mycosphaerellales; Mycosphaerellaceae
Source: RefSeq, a predicted model, not a curated record
AUGGUCUUCCUGCACGACAAAAUUUCAAGUCAAGUACGACACACCAUCAAAUACGAUCCGCCCGCGACCUCAAACAGGUGCAGCAAUACCGCAAUACAUCCGGUCACACCGCCAAGGAAUAUCAGGAUGCACUUCAUCGCCACAAUUCAGCUCUUGCUGUCAGUCUCCGUCUUCGGACACUUGCUUCUGCUCAGCAACGUUUGGGACAAGCUCAGCUCUCUUACGUCCAAGGAAACAAGUGGCGUCUAUUCUGAUCUGGAUCUACCUUCGACUUGCGGCAAAAGCUCUUGCUUGAGCUUGAUGCCAAAUGUCGCUGCUUAUCGAAAUGUCCAUGAAAGUCUGCGCGCCAAUUACCGAGUCCUUCAAAGCUGGGCCAGUACACAUAAUGAACUCGAUAAGUAUUUCUUCUUGCAGCUGCUAUACUUGGGUCCGCUGCCUAAUCCUGAGCUCCUUGAUUUCAACAGUCUUCAGCUCGGCGACCAGCUUGAGAGGGGAGCAUUUCGUUUGGUUCGUGGUUUGGCAAAUCUCAGGGACCAGGUGGCUCAGCUUACCGUCGAUCUUGGUGAGACCCAAGCCGAUGAGGCACUCAAAGGACACUACUGGUUCACAUGCAAGACCACGCACCUCGGUUCCAAAGACGGUCUCGAGACAUCUGCCAGAGGCCUUCGAAGGAGCCACCAGACUUUGCACGCGACUGCGUCGCGAAUGUCUGACAUUUUACAGUCUCUUGCAGACCUCCGCAAUGGUCUGCGUGCCUUGAACGCCUUGAUUCAACAUGAAUACGACUUCCAAGCCAAUGCAAGAGGUGGGCUUAGCGGGUUUGGUACCAGAUUGCUCACCAGCAAAGACAUGACGUUGGUCAGUCUGCACAGUCUCGUGGAGAUUCGUGAGAUCAUGGCCGAAAGUCUUUCGCCCACUUCGGUGCUAGUGCAAAAGCACAGCCGCAAGGCGUUUGAGGCUUUCAGACUUGAUUUCCAGCACGAAGAAACGAAGCUGUACACUUUAUUGAGCAGCUUACCGUCUAUGGAACGCGCAGCUGCGCUGAAGAAGACUCUCUGUCGGUUUCAGCGCGUGCUCUGA